CUCACCGCCCACCACGUGACCACAACAGCUGAGCGUGUAAACAAAGCCUGAAGAGGAGGCAGAGUUUCACGCCUCCAUUGGCUUCCUCGUCAUGUUUGACAGCGCAGCAGAGAGUGGGGAUUCGGAAGAUGAAUGGUUCUUUCAGUCCAUUCGGAGAUAUGAAGACCUCCUGAUGUAUGAUGUUCAAGGAGUUAUCUCUUGUGCUGUUUUCCGUAAUGAUAGCAGACUUCUCCUGGCUUCCUCCAGAGAACAUGCCCAUGAAGUGUGGGAGCUGAGUGUCCCAGAAAAGCUGACAGCGGGUCCUGAUGCCGGCCUCACGAAAGAUAGAGACUUCAGUCUGAUUACUGCUGCUUACACUCCAAACCGGACGAAGGAGAUGUUGGUUAUGAAUUCAAAAGUUGUCUUAUCUGGCCCGAAGGGAGUGUGUAUAUACAAUAUCCCAAGUUCCAGUGACCCAACAGUCCAGUCAGCCACAGAUAUGACAAACUCACGAACUUCAACUUCACACAAACAGGUGUCUUUGCUGACUUCCAGCCAGAUAAACCGUAAUGCUUUGAGUAUUAGCAGUAUAGUAUAUCGAUCUGGCAAACUAUACGUAGGCCUGAGUGAAAAGGGGAUAACCUAUGUGUAUGAACUCGGAACAGGGAAGGUGAUUCAGGAAAUCACAGCUCCUGAUACUUCAUCUGGAUUUUGGAAAGUUGAUAUUAGCCAUGAUGAAAAGUUUGUUGCUUUUGCAAAUUCUAAUGGCAGAGUGAAUGUUUAUGAUACUAGAAAAUUAAGUGAAGCAGUGUUUGAUAAGAAGAAGGAAGUGCAAGAUCAUACUAUAAGUAAUCAUCAAAUACAAUUCAGUCCAUCAGGGAACUUACUGUCAUUAUCAGGCUACAGUAAACUUGUUGAAGUGUUUGAUGUAUCUGAAAACAGUGAUGGGGCAGAAGUAUUCUGUCAUGACGGACAUCGUGGCGAACAAAUAAGCACUAUACUCACUCACCUUUGGCAUCCAUCUCAAAGCAAGCUUGUCUUUUCGGCUGAUGAUAUGGGAACAUUACAAGCUUGGCGCUUUAAGUGA
This is a messenger RNA of Penaeus vannamei (Pacific white shrimp), 1066 nucleotides long. The record is from RefSeq and is a predicted model, not a curated record. NCBI's taxonomy places the organism in Eukaryota, Metazoa, Arthropoda, Malacostraca, Decapoda, Penaeidae.